This is a messenger RNA of Temnothorax curvispinosus, 5252 nucleotides long. Its product is annotated as solute carrier family 22 member 21-like. The transcript is spliced from 12 exons. The record is from RefSeq and is a predicted model, not a curated record. NCBI's taxonomy places the organism in Eukaryota, Metazoa, Arthropoda, Insecta, Hymenoptera, Formicidae. Gene Ontology annotation, cellular component: membrane. Gene Ontology annotation, molecular function: transmembrane transporter activity. Gene Ontology annotation, biological process: transmembrane transport. The coding region runs from base 668 to 2449 and encodes 593 amino acids.
AACAACGUGCUGUGUGAUUCACAGAUCCUUGUCAAACGGUCGUCAAGUGAAGUUCGUGUUAUUUUCCGAUAAUUUGUCACGUGGGCGGCGAAUGGCGUGGAAGUGCCGCGUGAACAGCGAGUCUCAAAUUCGCCUGCAAUCGUUUAAUAGUUAACGCGACGGAUGUGUUACGAGAGGUGCGGCGUGCGUACCCUCCCGAGAGUGCGUGAAGCGGUGUCUGACCGCGAUUAAAAGUCUGAUGCAGCCGUGCCGUCUGCAUCCCGCGUACGCAGUUUGUUGACCUAACUUUCAGAUAAUGAGGUAGAUAAGGGAGACGGCGGGAAAAAACAUAUUCCGCUGCUGAAGACGGCGUUAGCGCCUCAACUUUCGUCAUCAUUGUCGUCGUCGUCGUCGUCGUCCACAUCCGCCCACAUCUUAUCCGCCGCCGCCUCCUACUUCAGCUCAUCCCUAUGGCACCAGCCUUUUUUAUCAUGUGUGAUUAAGCACGGGCCAGCGAGAAGUUUCCAAGUAUUUGCACGCUCGCGACACGCGGUUGCAGAACAAAGUCGCAGCUUCGCGACGAGACGGUCUUCUCUUUCCUUUUUCUUUCGCACGCCAGCGCUUUUUUUCUUGCGAGCUCCCGCGAUUUUAGCACGCGAGUUAGUGAGAGAUUGCGAUCGGGCGGUUCAUGUCGCGAUACGGUGCCACCAUGGGCUUUGGAAGCUUACGGGACGUAAAGGACGACAGUAUGCGGCUGUGCUGUUCGAGAAAGGACGAGGCUGACUCGUUGCAGCCGGGCCUGGAAAAUGGAGCUGCGAAAGGUCCAUCAACGGGGAGCGAUGUGGAAAAAUUUGGAUUGUACCAGAUGGCGAUGUUCGCAUUUAUUAGCAUACCGUUGAUGCUGUCGGCAGGAUUUACGCUUGCUUAUAUAUUUACCGCGGGCGAGGUUAAAUACAGAUGUUUAGUGCCGGAAUGCGAGCACGCGGGGAACGCGACGUUCGACCCGCUGUGGAUCAACGCUUCCGCCCCGAAAACCGAAAACGGGGCCAUUUCCGGUUGCACGCGUUACACGGUGCGAGAUGAUCGUUCGGGUACAUGUACGGAAGCGUCAUUCACCAACGUCACUCGCGACUGCGAUUCUUGGAUUUACGAUCCGGACGAGCGUACGAUACUCAACGAGUGGGGAUUCACCUGCGACGCCAAUCGAUGGAAACUCACGUUGGUGGGCACGAUACAGAAUACCGGUCAAUUCGUCGGCUUGAUGUUCGCCGGAUACAUAUCUGACAGGUACGGGAGACGAACCUUUUUGACGCUGUCGACGUUUCUGUCUGGAGUCAGCGGCUUGAUACAUUCCUUCUCCGUGAAUUAUUGGAUGUUUCUCGCAUUCGAAUUCCUCGAUGCCACCAUGGCGGCGGGAAUUUACAGCGCGGGAUUUAUUCUAGGAAUGGAGACGGUGGGAGUGAAAAACAGAGUCUUCGGGAGCACCAUCAUCUGCUGCAUGUUCGCCAUGGGUGAGAUCUUCCUGGGAUUGAUCGCGAGUUGGCUAAGAUCUUGGCGAACGCUUCUUAGAGUGAUAUACGGGCCGGGAUUGCUAGCCAUUCUCCUGCCUCUGUUCAUUCCAGAAUCAGUUAGGUGGCUACUGUCAAAGGGUAAACACGACGAAGUAGAGAAAAUAUAUCGUAAAAUAGCUCGAAUGAACGGCCUGCAAGUAACGGACGAGGCCAUCAAUUCGUUCAAGGAGUUAAGUGUACCUAAGGACGAAACGAAAAGCGAGCUAGUGAUAUCGGACGAGAGGAAACCGAUCGUGCAAGUUCUACAUAGCUCAGUGAUACUCAUUCGACUGUUGGUCUGCUCGUUCUGCUGGCUCACGAACACGUUCGUUUAUUACGGAUUGUCGUUGAAUUCCGUGGCGUUCGCCGGGGAUAAGUACAUCAAUUUCGUGCUCGUCGCGGUGGUCGAGAUACCGGCGUAUUGCCUCGCCUGGGUGCUGACCGAUCGCAUUGGCCGUAAACCAACGCUCUCAGGCGCGUUCCUGCUGAGCGGGGCGUUCUGCCUCGCAAUCCAGUUCGUACCGACAGGAGCCUGGAGUUACGGGCCUUUACUUUUAUACAUGGCCGGAAAGCUGUGUAUCACCAUGGCGUUCGGCACCGUCUACGUCUACACGGCGGAGCUGUUCCCGACAACGCUCCGGCAUUCCCUGCUCGGAAUUUGCAGCAUGACCGGCCGCGUCGGGUCAAUCUUAUCGCCGCAAACGCCUCUUCUGGCGCAAAUAAUGCCUUCGCUGCCGCUCAUCCUGUUCGGGUCCAUGGGCAUGAUCGCGGGCGUCCUGUCUCUGAUUUUCCCGGAAACUUUAGGGACGAAACUCCCGGACACUGUGUGGGAAGCAGAGAGGAUCGGCAAGUCAAACGGGAGUCGCAAAAUUCUAGGUCUUACCACGCCAUCACGCCAGAGCAGCAGUGUAGAACGCUAAGACGCGUUAAGUCUUUCUUUCUCUCUCUCUCUCUCUCUCUCUCCCCCUGUCUCUCUCCGUGCCGGAAGAACGGCGAUAGCUUUUAAAAGUUUACUAACGGUGGCGGCCCCGAGAUGCACCCGGUGACGCCAGAGAUAAGGGGGUGGCCUUCACGAGACUCGACUAAAAUACACGGGGGCGCACAAUUGAUGGGAAGGAGGGGAAUGGCGAAAUCCCGCCGUGCUCGCCGCAACAACGAGCGCGACGCACGCUCGCAGAUUUUAUCUGUCGGCGAUUUGAAUAAGCACGGCAUAUUCCUCCCCGUAACUGUUUACCCUCCACCGCCGCCGCUACGCCCGUCGUCAUUUGUCUUACUCCCCGCGUUUAUCCACGCGCGCGCGCGGAAGAGAAGGAUUAUAAUAUCUUCUAGUAAAGUCCUGGUGUUCCCACGGUAUCUCGAAAUCUUCCGAAAUCUCCUCGACGUGCAUGCGCGUGCAAUUCGCGAGGUGUUAAGUGGAAACAGAUCGGAUUUCCGCUGGUCCGUCGUAUUUACGAUAUUUGUAUACCUUCAUCACGCGCUAUCCGUUGCGCGAAUCGCGAUACUCGCGCGAUGUUGAAAAUGGAUAGAACAGAACGUAGUAAUGUGAGCUCCUUGCUGAUAAUAUAGGCCUUAUUUAAAAUUAUAUUAUAAUUAACGCUAUUUCUUGCGAAGGAUUUUUAAUUUGUUCUCAGCGCAGGUGUCGAAGUUGUGAAACAGUUGCCGCUACGACUGACGUAACUUUUUUUGUUAACAAUAGAGUUAUCUGUUACAGACGUACGUCAAAGUUUUGUCAAUUGGUAUUGAGUAUCAAUACAAGUUUAACGUGGUUUAAAGUUCGUAAUUAACGACUUUGUACCCUAUAUCAAUUCUCAGGCUGCUGUUCUUCUGUUUUAAAUAAACUUGAAUAACUAUGUUUUCGCUAGGAUAUAAUUAAGUAAAUGUAAAUUUUGAUAAUAUUUCUAUAUUGGACCCCAUAACGGUAUUGUGGGUCUCAUAGCGGUAUUGUGGGUCUCCGGCCCACAUUAUAGAGCGUUUUAGUUAAAAAAUUUUGUGGUUUUUUUUAAAUAAGAAGAAGAUACAUUAUCGCCAACCAAAACCGAAACCGAAGUCGAGAUUAUGGACACCAAACGAUAUGCGUAAGGCUAUUGCACCUGUGCGAGAAGAAUGAGUCUGAAGAGAACGGUGAAGGAAUUUACAAUACCUAGAACAACUUUGCAGCGAACUAUACUGAAAUGUGAACUCUAUUAUAGAAGAAAAUGGGACGAAAGGGAUGGAGAAUUAUAACUAGCCCGUCUUUUUCUAUUGUUGUACUCUUCGAGAACAAUAGAAAACCAAUCAAAAUUCGCUGAACAGAGACAGAAAUGAUCCCUAAUCAACCCAUCUUUUUCUUCCUGCUGCCCAUGUCCGGGCGUUAAGUAUGAUAUGUAGUUUACAUUUAUAGUAUAUAGUUCACUGGCAGCGAUUUGUACGUGACGUUAGUAUUCCUAUCGAAGUUUUGAUAUCCAUACAAAAAGCUGUAGAAAGAAAGUCUGUUUUGCAAGAGCAUUUGGAAAACAAAUUAGGAAUAUGGUAAUUAGAUGACCAUUAUGGUGAAAAGUGGUACAGUGUGCCAGCUGUAAUGUGGCUCAGCUGUUGGUAAUGUGGGCUCACACUGCAUGCGUUGGAGCGGAAAAAUUACUUUAUGUGAUUUUUGCACAUAAUAAAUUUUAUGUAAUUGUGUAGAAAUUUGUGUAUUGGUAAAUUGGCUUCGGCCCACAUUACUAACACAGGAGAGGGAGGGGGGGGACUCACUUUACCACUACAUCCCGAUAUUUGCGCGUCAUGGUUUCUUUAUUUAAAUAAUUUUUCUUAUUAUUUAACCAUCUUUUUCUUCAUUUUUCAACUGUGUUUUAUGUUAAAGCAUCAUCCUCAGUCCUAUUACUCGUGCCCGAGCGUGGUGACUUCUCUUCAUAUACAUGUGUUGCGCACGUAGAUUAUACACAUUGUACAUGGGACUUACAGUUCAACGCCGAUUCCGAACGGCUAUAUUUUUUAGAGAAAUUCUCUUGGCGAGACAUACUCUCGGUGGUUUGCCAUUGCCUUCCGAGAGGAGAAUGAGCGAAUAAAAUUUUUCUAACUCUACCGGGAAUCGAACCCGAGACCUUUGGCUCAAUAGACCAGUGCGCUGUCUACUAGGCCACGCUCGUCCUCAGAGUUAAAGCAUUUGAUGUUAAAUUUAAAUUAAUAAAAAAUAAAAAUUUACACAAAAAGAUCAAAAUGGAGGUCCAUAUUACCAUUUUUUCCUCUACCAUUCUUAAAAAUAAAUCGCGGCUCAUUUCACCUAAUUAUUUCGCAAAGUUCACAGCACGUAUGAGCGUGGUAAAGAUGUAUGAAGAAAAAUGCAAAUGUCACUGUUCUAUAUGUGCCACCCCGUGAUUUGCUUUACGUAGCGAUGCGCGGACGAUUUGCACGUACAUGGACCGCCAUCGCGCACCUGUCAACGUAAAACAUUCACAAAACAUCGAAUGUUCACCAUGUAUGUUAUAUAGCGUAGUUUGACCGUUCAGUAUAUGACACGAGCUUUAUUUUUACUCUGAGCUCUUGGUAUUUUCAUCUUGUAAUUUACUGACGUGACGUAAAUUAUAUCCGCUGUUGAUUCGUUGUGGUAAUUUAGUUUCAAUUAUUCUCACGACGUAUAUGUGUUUGAGUGUUAUGCGUAUCUUAUGUGUAGCCGUUUUUAGUUUUACUGUAAUUUCUUAUAUGCGCAUAUACAAUAAUGGAAACAAUGGCGUAUCUAAUGAGAGU